Molecule: messenger RNA, 1341 nt
Organism: Trichomonas vaginalis G3
Lineage: Eukaryota; Parabasalia; Trichomonadida; Trichomonadidae
Exons: 1
Coding region: 1-1341 (446 amino acids)
Source: RefSeq, a predicted model, not a curated record
AUGGAUGAAGAAAUAAAAUCAUUAAGAACACAAAACAAGCAACUCAAGGAAAAGAUCCGUGAGCAAUAUCAAGUAUUUCAGGAGGAGAGAUCGAAGCUUAAAUCUCGAAAUCAAGUUCUAAGAACACAAUUAUAUCAAGAACAAGCAAGAAAUAAAGCGGCUAUUGAACAAUUUUCAGAAAAAAUACGUCUACUUGAAAAUAAAAUAGCAUCGAAGCAGCAGUAUGUUCAAUUUCCUCAAUAUAGAAGACAGCCUACAAAUUAUACAGGAAAAACAUCUCGUUUUCAAGAGCUUGAAGAAAGAGGUCGCAGACUUGAGCGUGAAGCUGAUGAAAUAUUGCUAAAAUGCCGAUCUGGUGACCCAGCACUUUUCCUUCCACCUCCAGACAUCUAUCAAAUGCCAACAUACAAUCCGAGAACAGAUUUCAAUUACGAUAAUCAAGCCAAUGCUUUUAGCCAAAAUGUUAAACCUGUUCAAAAACAAACACAAAUUCCUAAAAAUUCAAGAAACACUAGAAAUUCAAAUGAUGGCAAUCAGGCGUCGAGGGUUUCAUAUCACUCUAAUCUUCAAGAUUUCGAUGGAAUUCGAAGAACAUCUCAAAAUAGCAACAAUCCUUCCUCAAUUUACGAUGAUAGUAUGUGUGAUAAUGAUGUUUCCAAUGAUUCGAUGAUUGUUGAUCCAGUGAAUACACGUCGCAAGGAUAAUUCUGUUCAUAGAUCGAAUUCGGAAAAAUCUGCGCCAUUGCAGCAAAAGGUUGAGCAGCCGAUCAAGAGAUCUUCAUCCACUCCUAAGCAAUCUAAUGCCAGUCAGAAUCCACCACCAAAAGAAACUAAAAAAUCAGAUUCAAAUUCAGAAAAGACGAAAAGUUCCGAUAAAAAGAAAGUAUCUUUAUCAGAAGAGGCAUCUGAUGCCUUGUUUGGUGACUUUGGAAGUAAGCCUGCAGAGAAAAAGUCCAAAUCAAGUGCAAAUUCAUCAAAAAUCCAAAAAGAAAAGCCUCAACCUGUUGAACAAAAGUCGAUAUCUGAAGAUGUAUUCGCUGAGAACUCUAUUCAGCAAGAAAAACCAGCUCCUUCUAAAGAAGACGUUUUUGUAGAAGAUAAUUCAACAGAUGAUGGAAUUGAUGUAUUUGCUAAUGAUCCAUUGGAUGGUUUCAUGUCUAGUCCUGCCCAGAAGGAAGAAAGCGACAUCAAAGCCAAUGCACCAAAUGUUAGUCCUGCAGAAUCAAGUAAAAACAGAUCGGAUCAAAAGCAGUCAGCAAGUAAAGAACAGGAUAAUAAAUCUGAUGUGUUUGAUGAUGGAUUUGAUGAUAAUUUCGGAACGAGCUUUGAUAUUGAUAUCUAA